CCAGACGUCAAAAAUCUGGUUGUUCGCGAUAUUUGUUUUGUACUGAGUGCAACCGUUGGAGAUUGUAUCAAGCCAACCAGGAGAGGAUCUACAGGAUCCGUUCAGGAUCAACAGAAGAUGACGGAUGACAAGAAGAAGAAAGAGGAGAAGGAGGAUCCCUGUGCUGCGUUCGUCGGAAGUUAUAUCCUGAAGACGAUGCGGCUCAAGGAAGAAAAGUGGCAGAAGCUGAUGGGCAAUGAAGAGCUGAAGGUUAUAGUCAUGGAAUGGGUGAAGCGCGCCAACGUCCGGCGGCUUAUCAUCACCCUGAACAACGCCGGAGCCCUCAUUCCGACGCACUUCUUCCCGGCAGCCGGCAAAGGGAAACGAUGUUUCUUUGUCAAGAUCAAAGAAACGGUGCUGGACAUAGACAGCAUUCGAGAGCAAAUCAUGUACGGUGACCUGUCGGCGAACCCGAUCGAUGACCUUGCCGUGAUAAUGGACGAGAUCUUCUACCCGAUUAUUAGCAACCCACGGAAUCAGGAAGGCUGGCCGGAUGUAAUCAAGAAGGACGUCGACAGCCACUUUCAGGACCUGCGGAAUAUCAUUACCGAGGUGAAGGGUAACAUCAUCAAUCAAACACUUCUGCCCAUGCCCAUUUCGAUCGGCGAGGUGGAAAGCGUCGGGCUGCAGGUUGCCGAAGGCAAUCUGGAUGGCUGUUCGCUAAAAAUGAAGAACUCGCUCGAGGGAAUCGUCAUCAAGUGGGCCUACCAGAUCAACGACGUUCUCAAGGAGGAUUCAUUAAGCAUUUUCAAGGACGGUCAUCAUCCGUCGCCUCUGGAGGAGUUAACCUUUUGGGACGCACGAAGGGACAAUUUGCGGAAUAUCUACACCCAACUAUUGGAACCCCGGGUUCGACAGAUUGGAGUCAUCUUGGAGGGGAUAGAUUCCGUGUACUAUUCAUCGUUCAAAAGCACUUUUCAAAGCGUGGUUCAAGCGGUUCACGAAGCCGAUGAUAUCACGCUUUAUUUAAAGCCAUUGAGAAAGCAUUUCGAAACCUUCGAGAGCACCGAGUUCACCGAUUCCAUGGAAUUGAUUGCCCCGAUGUUGCACUGUGUCUGUAUGAUGUGGGGACACUCUUUCUACUAUGGAAGCAACGCACGAAUGAUGAUUCUUUUCAAGAUGAUCAGCAACAUGAUGAUCGCUGAGGCGACCAAGUGCCUUGAUCCAGGAUCACUUUUCCAGGGUGAACCGGAUGAAUGCUUGAUCAAGAUCAGCAACGUUAUCGAUAUUUUGACUUAUUACAAGGAGCAAUUUCAUGACUUUCGAUCACGACUGGAUGACUUCCGUCAACCAAGUACACAACCAAGCUCCUGGACGUUUCGGCUGCAAACGAUAUUCGACCGCUUGGACUCAUACAUGGCUCGCCUGGAGCAGAUCAAGCAGAUCUUCUACACAGCUACCGAGUUUCGAAAGCUGGAGAAGGUUGAAAUUGGAGGGCUUCGGGGUAGAGCCAUCAGCCGAAAAAUCCAGGACGUCUUCGAUGAUUUCAACAAGUUGUAUCUCCGCUGGGGACUAAUCCAAUAUGAUCCGCUGGAUCCGAGUCCGGACGAAGGUAGCUUUGAACGUGAUCGAGCGAAGUACCAAUCGAAGACCGACGUACUGGAGAGGAAACUGGCUGCCCAGUUUGUGCUCGCAUUCGACGAGUGCUUCAAUGUUGACCAGCUGGUAAAGCUGGUGACAAUCUCCGGUUCCCUUUUGAACAGACCGCUGAUUCUGCCGGAUGUGCACCGAAAAAUAACCAACAUCGUACACUUGUACAAUAACGAUCUCAACAUAGUGAAGCAGAUCUACGACGAAGGAUGCGCGGGCUAUGCGAAGCAGGGAUUGGAAGGGCUUCCCAUUGAUACCACAUUUCCGCCGGUGGCGGGAGCAAUUCUUUGGAUUCAUAAACUGCGCGAUCGCAUUACGAAGCCCAUCAGUGAGCUUAGUAUGGUCGAGUUUCCCUUAUUUCAAGGAGAUGACGCCGAUAUCGUCAUGAAGAACUACAAGGAGCUGAUGAGACUGUUGGAAGAAUUCGAGCUCAAACUGUUCAAAGAGUGGAGCGCGGGUGUUACCAAAAAGAUUGCAACGCACAUGCGGAAGGCUUUGCUCGUUAGAGCGGAAGACCACCUGCUGGUAAUGAACUUUAACCACGUGCUGGUGAUGAUUUUACUGGAAGUUCGCUACAUGAAACGUAUGGGCCUUUCAAACAUUCCACAGAAAGCGCUGGAGUUUUCCGAUAUCGAGGAAGACCUCUGGCAAGCACGAAUGAAGUUGAUGCGGAUUGUCGAGUGGUACAACGAGAUAACCAAAAACUGUGUCCCAUGCGAGAAGGAGCUCAUCCACAAGGAAAUUGCCGAAAUCGACAAAAUAGUCGAGCAGGCCUGUUCUGGAAGCAUUGACUGGGUAAACUACGAGCCAGAUUUCAUCGAGAAUUUCUACGACAAGCUGCAAAAUUUGCAUUCGCGGGUACUGAAGGCGCAGAACAACAUCAAAAAGAUCCUGGACAGCAUCAGAAGCUGGGGCCAAGUUCCCCUCUACCAACGCAAAGACGGAAGCAAAGAUCUUCUGCUGGAUAUCGAUGAUCGUCCCGGUAAGGUUGCGCGACGGCUUCAGGAAUGCUUCGAUACCAAGAAACUGAUCGAUGUGUCUAUGGAGCAAAAUUUCCGCUAUUACUUCGACUUUUUCGUUGAAUCCGAAGAGAAAGUUUCGGAUAUGUCCGUUAAGACCAAAGGUACGGAUGAAUCGUUAUCCGUCAAAAGAGAACCAUCUGGAGAAAAAGCUGCGGACGAAGAAGGAGAAGCGUCACAAUCAGAUACGCUGGAGGAAGUUUCUUCUUUAGAACACUCGGAACUUGAACGAACUGCAUCGCAGCUAUCUUUGUUCAGACCCUACCAAGAGUAUGUGGAUACGUUGGUUUCGAACGAAAUUAUGGAGUCGGUUUACACCAGCGUGAAGUACAUCAAGUUCGAAAUGGAAAACCGAUCGGGCAACGAUGCACCAUUGUUUGAAAUCAAAUUUGAAUUGCACCCACCGAAAACUCUUUUCGUGCCGACGUUGGACGCCUUCGAUUCCAGUGGAUUCCUGGCUUUGGUGGAAGGUCUUUUGAUAGACAUCUACUGUAUGAGCACUACUCCAAGGGUUGCUCAACCACCGGAAAGUGAACGAACUGACGAGAAUGGGGAGGUUACUUUGUUGACCUAUUUUGACCACCUGGAGAAUCAAAUCGAAAUCGAACAGAUGAAGGAUUCCAUCGUUAACAGAGUUAUCCAGACGAUUCGGACAGCGGAGGAGUACACUCAGCGUUUCCACGACUACAACUACCUAUGGUUGGACGACAAGCAGAGCAUUUUGGAGCAGUUUCUCAAAUAUGGGCGUCCACUAACAGCCGACGAGAUGGAAAUGCUUCUGUCUACCGAGACACCACUUCGAGAAGUCGCACCAACACUUGACCAGUUCAAAAUGCAAAUCGAAAGUUACUAUGACCUGUAUGACAAGGUUUUCGUCAACUUGAACGUCUCCGUAGUGUUUGACGUUUGGCUAUCGAUUGACCUGCGCCACUUCAAAACAGCGCUCCUCAUAGAAAUAAGCAAAUGGUCGAACUUAUACAAAAACAAUCUGAUCAACAAGGUUGUCGACAGCCUGCAAGAACUGGAAGAGUUUGCCAACGAAUGCGAUGAGAUAUUCGUCCUCGAAGCCACCGAAGAAGAUUUCCCCACACUGCUGAAGAUCCUGUCUGCGUUGAACAAGCUGAAGGAGCGGGAGAACAUGUACGAUAGCAUGUUCGAACCUCUGAAGGCGACCGUCGAUCUCCUCAAGGGUUUCAAUGUCGAGUUCGAUGAACUCGUUUACAAACAAUUCGCCGAACUGCCGGAGCGAUGGUUACACAUCAAGAAGACGGCGUCGAAAGUGCGCGAGAAGAUCGCCCCGGCGCAGACCUACCAGGUUGAUCUGAUUAAGAAGCGAAUAACGCUAUUUGACAUCCGUUCCAAGUUAUACAGGGAGGGCUUCAAGAAGUUGGCCUUCUUCAAGGUUCCCUGCGAGAAUGUGUACCAGAUGUGUAAUCAGGUCAACCUGGAGCUGAACAUCAUGGAGACGCAAAUGAAGAACCUCUGUGACUCUGCGGCACUGUUCGAGCUCAAUCCUCCGGAUGAUAACAAGCUCCGGCUGUGUCGGAAGGAGAUCCGAAUGGUCAAGCAGAUAUGGGAUUUUGUAUAUGCGGUGGAAUCUUGUGUGGACGAUUGGAAAAAGACACCGUGGAAGAAAAUCGACGUCGAAGCGAUGGAGGUCGAGUGCAAAAACUAUGGCAAACAAAUACGCCAGUUGGACAAAGAUAUGCGUUCGUGGAAUCCCUACUUGCACGUGGAAGCAGUGCUGAAGAAUCUGUUGACGUCGCUACGGGCCAUUACGGAGUUGCAGAAUCCUGCGAUCCGAGAGCGCCAUUGGAUCGAGUUGAUGCACGCUACUAAGCUGUUGAAAACUUAUGGGAGAGAAAUGUUGGUCCGUUUCCGGAUGGACAACUCGACAACCCUGGCCGACCUGCUGGAGCUGAACCUGCACAACUACGAAGAGGAAGUGAAAACUAUCGUCGAUAAAUCGGUCAAAGAGAUGGGCAUGGAGAAGAUACUGCGCGACUUGGGAGUCGCCUGGCGGGAUCUGGAGUUCGAGUAUGAUGCACACGAACGUACCGGUCUGAAGCUACUGAAAGUUUCCGAAGAAGUAAUCGAAAUGCUCGAAGAGAAUCAGGUGCAGUUGCAGAACUUGAUGUCAUCGAAAUAUAUUGCCUUCUUCCUGACGGAAGUUUCCAAGUGGCAGCUGUCCCUGUCGAACGCUGAUCAGGUCAUCACGGCUUGGUUCGAGGUGCAACGGAAAUGGAUGUAUCUGGAAAGUAUAUUUAUCGGAUCAGAGGAUAUCCGCAGUCAGCUACCGGAGGAUUCAAAGCGAUUCGACGGGAUUGAUAAAGAGUUCAAGAAGCUUUUGGGUGAAGUGGCAGCGAGUCCAAACAUUGUUAAAGCUACCAACAAGGAGGGUUUGUGCGAUAAGUUGGAAAGAUUACUUACCGAUCUGGUACUCUGCGAAAAGGCUUUGAACGAUUAUUUGGAAACAAAACGACUGGCGUAUCCCAGGUUCUACUUUGUCUCGUCCGCGGAUUUAUUGGAUAUUCUGUCCAAUGGUAACCAGCCGGAAUUGGUGGCGAAGCACUUGACCAAAUUGUACGAUUCGUUAGCGAAGUUGGUGUUCUCCAAGUUCUCGAAGAAAAGUGCAGCUGGAAUGAUUUCCAAAGAGAACGAAGAGUACGUAGCCUUCAAGGAAAACUGUGACUGCAGUGGAAAAGUCGAGAUCUGGCUGAAUCGCGUUACGGAUUCUAUGCGAGUCACACUUCACGAUCUGUUCGAAAAGUCGGUCAAUGCGUACGAAGACAAACCGCGAGAUCAGUGGGUCUUCGAUUGGCCCGCUCAGCCGGCUCUCUGUGCGACACAGAUCUGGUGGACUACGGAGGUCAACGUGGCAUUCGCCAGACUUGAAGAAGGCUACGAAAAUGCUCUCAAGGACUACCAGAAGAAGCAAAUUAUCCAACUGAACGCUUUGAUUGUGCUGCUGUGCGGUGAGCUCAGUCAAGGGGAUCGUCAGAAGAUUAUGACAAUUUGUACGAUUGAUGUUCAUUCGCGAGAUGUCGUGGCCAAGAUGAUCACACAGAAGGUCGAAACCGGGCAAGCAUUCCAGUGGCAAAGUCAGCUGAGACAUCGCUGGGACACUAAUUUGAGUGAUUGCUACGCGAACAUUUGCGACGCCCAGUUCCGUUAUGAUUAUGAGUACCUCGGCAACACUCCUCGUUUGGUUAUCACUCCGCUGACCGAUCGGUGCUACAUCACUUUGACCCAGUCACUUCAUCUAAUCAUGGGUGGAGCACCGGCGGGUCCAGCCGGCACGGGGAAAACCGAGACCACCAAGGAUUUGGGACGGGCCCUCGGCAUCAUGGUGUACGUGUUCAACUGCUCCGAACAGAUGGAUUAUAAAUCAUGCGGAAACAUUUACAAAGGUCUGUCGCAGACCGGAGCCUGGGGGUGCUUUGAUGAGUUCAACCGAAUUUCGGUCGAGGUCCUGUCGGUGGUGGCCGUUCAGGUGAAAUCGAUCCAGGAUGCAAUCAAGGGCAAGAAGGAGAAAUUCAAUUUUAUGGGCGAAAUCAUCUCGCUCAUCCCGACGGUGGGUAUCUUCAUCACGAUGAACCCGGGCUACGCGGGCCGUACCGAGCUGCCGGAGAACCUGAAGGCGCUGUUCCGGCCGUGCGCGAUGGUGGUGCCGGACUUUGAACUGAUUUGCGAAAUCAUGCUGGUGGCCGAGGGUUUCCAGGAGGCGCGCCUGCUGGCUCGGAAGUUCAUCACGCUGUACACGCUGUGCAAGGAGCUGCUGUCCAAGCAGGACCACUACGAUUGGGGUCUGCGGGCGAUUAAGUCGGUGCUGGUGGUGGCCGGGUCGUUGAAGAGAGGCGACAGAGAACGACCGGAGGACCAGGUGUUGAUGCGAGCUCUACGAGAUUUCAACAUUCCGAAAAUUGUGACGGAUGACGUUCCCGUCUUCAUGGGACUGAUAGGUGAUCUGUUCCCUGCGUUGGAUGUUCCCAGAAAGCGGUCGCCAGAUUUUGAACGCUUGAUUCGUAAGUCGGCCAUUGAGUUGAAACUGCAACCGGAGGAUAGCUUCAUCCUGAAGGUGGUACAGCUGGAGGAACUAUUUGCUGUGCGCCAUUCGGUGUUCAUCGUGGGGUUUGCCGGUACUGGAAAGAGUCAAGUCUGGAAAACGUUGUUCAAAACAUAUCAGAAUCAGAAGCGAAAGCCAUAUUUUAAUGAUCUGGAUCCGAAGGCCGUAACAAACGAUGAACUGUUUGGAAUAAUCAACCCGGCGACGCGAGAAUGGAAAGAUGGGUUGUUUUCGGUGAUUAUGCGUGAUCAGGCAAAUAUGGGUGGAACCGGACCCAAGUGGAUUGUGCUGGACGGCGAUAUCGACCCGAUGUGGAUAGAGAGUUUGAACACGGUGAUGGAUGACAACAAGGUGCUGACUCUGGCUAGUAAUGAGCGAAUUGCUCUAACUAAAGAAAUGCGUUUGCUGUUUGAAAUUUCCAACCUGAGGACAGCCACGCCGGCUACAGUUUCCAGAGCUGGUAUUUUAUAUAUCAACCCCCAGGAUCUAGGAUGGAAUCCGUUCGUCGCAUCGUGGAUUGAUUCCCGAGAGACUCAGGCUGAAAAGUGCAUCCUAUCAGUUCUAUUCGACAAAUACAUUCCACCGUUGAUCGAAGCGCAAAAACGGUUCAAGAAGAUUACUCCAAUAUCUGAGAUUGCCAUGAUACAGAUGACUUGUCAUUUGCUGGAUUGCUUGUUAACUCCGGUGAACAUUCCGCCCGAUAGUCCCAAAGAGUGGUAUGAAAUCUACUACGUGUUUGCUGUUAUCUGGGGUUUCGGAUCCUCACUUUACCAGGACCAGUUGGUUGAUUGGCGUAACGAAUUCCACAAAUGGUGGGUAAACGAGUUCAAAGUUAUUCGAUUCCCUCCUGGUGGAACAAUCUUCAACUACUAUAUCGACCCUGAGACGAAAAAGUUCAACCCCUGGACAGAUCUUGUUCCCAGUUUUGAACUGGACACCGAUAUUCCGCUGCAAUCAAUUCUCGUUCCAACUGCGGAAACCACGAGACUUCGUUGGUUCAUGGACAUCCUAAUCGAGGCGAAUCACCCCGUCAUGCUAAUUGGAGGUGCAGGAUCUGGAAAGAGUGUCAUUACAGCGGACAAACUCAACAAUCUGUCCUACAAGUAUGCCGUCACAAACGUCCCCUUCAAUUUCUACACCACAUCAGAAAUGCUUCAACGUGUUCUGGAGAAACCUCUGGAGAAGAAAGCGGGUCGCAACUUUGGUCCACCGGGCAACAAAACCAUGGUCUACUUCGUGGAUGACAUGAACAUGCCUGAAGUGGACGCCUACGGAACAGUCCAACCUCACACCCUGAUCCGACAGUUCAUGGACUAUCGGCACUGGUACGAUCGCACCAAGCUCACGCUCAAAGAAAUUCACAAUUGCCAGUUUGUGUCUUGCAUGAAUCCAACGGCCGGAUCGUUCACCAUAGACUCUCGUCUUCAGCGCCACUUCUGCGUCUUUGCCGUGAGCUUCCCGUCGGGUGAUCCGCUCUACCACAUCUACUACUCGAUCCUUUCUCAACAUCUUGCAAAUCCUCUCAACAAGUUCUCCUUGCCAACGCAGAAAAUUUGUGCCGCUCUGGUAUCGUGCGCCUUAAGCCUUCAUCUGCGCAUGGGUCAGAGCUUCCUGCCGACGGCCAUCAAGUUCCACUACGUGUUCAACCUGCGUGAUCUGGCCAACAUUUUCCAGGGCAUGCUGUUCGCAAACGGAGAGACUUGUCCUGAGCCUAAUUACUUGAUCCGACUGUGGGUUCACGAAGCGACUCGAGUCUACAGCGACAAGCUGGUUGACGACCGGGAUAUCGACACGUUCCGGAAGAUCCGAUCCGAAGUGGUGAAGAAGUCGUUUGAAGAGUUUGACGAGAAUAAGGUUUUCUCCAAUCCAAUCAUCUACUGUCACUUCGCUGAGGGUUUGGUGGAUCCCAAGUAUAUGCCCGUCGCCAGUUGGGAAACCUUGAACAAAACUUUGGAGGAAGCACAAAGCAACUACAACGACAUGAUUGGGGCAAUGAACUUGGUGCUGUUUGAGGAUGCCAUGAGCCAUGUUUGCCGAAUUAAUCGAAUUCUGGAAGGUCCGAGAGGUAAUGCUCUGCUGAUUGGAGUGGGAGGUUCCGGAAAGCAGUCGCUAUCCAGAUUGGCGGCGUUCAUCUCCGGGUUAGAAGUUUCGCAAAUUCAGUUGAGGAAGGGAUAUGGCAUACCGGAUCUGAAAGCGGACUUGGCUGUUCUGUACAUGAAGUCUGGUGUCAAAAAUGUUCCGUGUAUGUUUUUGAUGACCGAUGCCCAAGUUGCGGAGGAGUCGUUCCUGGUUUUGAUCAACGAUCUUUUGGCGUCCGGAGAGAUUCCGGAGCUGUUCCCUGAAGACGAAAUCGACAACAUUGUCAAUGCAUUACGAAACGAGGUCAAACAGCUGGGCAUACUCGAUUCGAAGGAGAACUGUUGGAAGUAUUUCAUCGAGAAGGUAAGGAAGUCGCUUAAGAUUGUGUUGUGUUUCUCGCCGGUUGGUUCCACGCUGCGAGUGCGUUCCAGAAAGUUCCCAGCGUUAGUCAAUUGUACCGCGAUCAACUGGUUCCACGAGUGGCCCAAGACUGCACUCGAGUCGGUAUCGAACAGAUUCCUUUCGGAGGUUGAAGUAAUGCCGCAAGAUUUGGUCGAACCGGUCGCCGUAUUCAUGGCAUACGUUCACGGAACUGUCAAUGAAAUGUCGCAAAUCUACCUUCAGAACGAGCGACGGUACAACUACACCACGCCGAAGUCUUUCUUGGAGUUGAUUGCACUGUACUCCAAAUUUGUCAAAGAGAAGCACACAGAGUUGAACGACCGAGUUCAUCGACUUGAAAGCGGUAUCCUGAAGCUGGCAGAAUGUGCAGAACAGGUUGACUCCCUACAGAUUCAGCUUGCCGAGCAGGAGGUAGUUUUGAAGAAGAAGAAUCAAGCCGCUGACAAGCUUAUCAAAAGCGUCAGUGCCAACAACGAAACGGUACAGAAGGAGAAAAACUUUGCCGCCGAAGAGGAGAAGAAAGUUCGAGUCAUUCAGGAGGACGUCGGAGCAAAGGCCAAGAUUUGCGAGGAAGAUUUGAGAAAAGCUGAACCGGCUUUGAUAGCCGCUCAGCAGGCUCUGGAUACUUUGGACAAGAACAAUCUCACUGAAUUGAAGUCUUUCGGAUCUCCUCCUGAACAAGUUGUGAGAGUCUGCGCCGCGGUCCUGGUACUGUUCUCGCCGAAAGGAAAAAUCCCGAAGGAUCGCAGCUGGAAGUCGUGUAAAUUGAUGAUGAACAAGGUUGACGUGUUUUUGAACGACCUCAUUUACUACGACAAGGAACAUAUUCAACCGGAUGUGAUCAAAGCAUUGCAAGAGUAUCUCAAGGAUCCGGACUUCGAUCCAGAAAAGAUCCGAGCUAAGUCGGCUGCCGCAGCCGGUCUAUGCGCCUGGGUUAUCAACAUCCACAGGUUCUACCAAGUAUAUCUUGUGGUGGAGCCCAAAGAACGAGCUUUGAAGGAAGCUGAAGCCGAAUUGAAGGCAGCCCAGGACAAACUGAUGGACUUGACGAUUCGAGUUAACGAACUGGAGGAGCAGCUCGGUGUAAUCCAAGCCGAGUUUAACGAUGCGCUGGCAGAGAAACAGAAGUGUCAAGAUGAGGCGGACAAGACGGCCUUUACGAUAGACCUGGCCCACCGUCUGGUGAAUGGACUGGCGUCGGAGAAUGUGCGUUGGCGGGAAUCGAUAGCUCAGCUGAAGGGUCAAACGGUGACCCUGCCCGGUGACGUGCUUUUGAUUGCUUGCUUUAUCAGCUACGUCGGUUGUUUCACCAGACGGUACCGGGUUGAGUUGCAGGAGAAAAUGUGGAUACCGACCUUCCGUUUGUCCAAGCCGGCAAUUCCCUUCACCGAAGGAGUUGACCCUCUUAAUUUGAUAGUCGAUGACGCUGUCAUCGCAUCUUGGAAUAAUGAAGGACUUCCAUCGGAUCGAAUGUCUUCGGAAAAUGCGGCUAUCCUGACGUAUUCAUCACGCUGGCCGUUGAUGAUUGAUCCGCAGCUACAAGGCAUCAAAUGGAUUAAACAGAAAUACGGAAACGAUCUAACUGUGCUCCGUCUAACAGCUAGAGGUUACCUGGACGUGAUCGAGCGGUGCGUCGUCAACGGAAGCAUCCUGCUGAUCGAGAACAUUGGUGAAACCGUCGAUGCCGUACUUGAUCCUCUUUUGGGACGAAUGUUGGUCAAAAAGGGGCGCUGCUUACGAAUGGGUGAGAAAGAGAUCGACUACAAUCCAACAUUCCAACUGAUUCUGCAAACCAAGUUGGCGAAUCCUCACUACAAACCGGAAAUGCAGGCGCAAACAACGCUGAUCAAUUUCACCGUAACGCGUGAUGGUCUUGAAGAGCAACUGUUGGCAGAAGUCGUCAAGGCUGAAAGACCGGAUCUCGAACAGCAAAAGGCGGAUCUAACAAUGCAACAGAACACGUUCAAAAUCACUCUCAAAAUGCUUGAAGAUGAUCUGCUCAGUCGAUUAUCCUCCGCAGGCGAGAACGUACUCGAGGACGCCAGCUUGGUCAUCAAUCUGGAAAAGACCAAAAAGACAGCAGCAGAAGUGGAGGUCAAAGUACGUGAAGGCAAGAAAACCUCGGAAAUGAUUGACGUAGCUCGCGAGAGCUACCGUCCGGCAGCUGAGCGUGCAUCAAUUCUCUAUUUCAUCCUGAACGACCUGUACAAAAUCAACCCAAUCUAUCAGUUUUCGCUCAAGGCAUUUACGAUCGUCUUCAAAGACGCCAUUGCUGGUACCCCACCUGCUGAGAAACUUAAGGAUCGUGUCUUCAAUCUGAUCGACUCGAUCACAUUCGCCGUUCAUAUGUACACAAGUCGGGGUCUAUUCGAGAAGGACAAAUUGAUUUUCAUGGCUCAGAUGGCUAUACAGAUCCUGUUGAUCGCGAAGGAAAUCGACCCUGCGGAGUUGGAUUUCUUGCUGAGGUUCCCGUACACACCAAAUUUAACAUCGCCAUUUGACUUCCUAACCAACGCUGGAUGGGGAGGUAUCAAAGCGCUGGCCAACAUGGAUGAGUUCCGAUCGCUGGAUAAGGAUAUUGAAGGAUCUGCUAAGAGAUGGAGAAAACUUAUCGAAUCCGAGUGUCCUGAGCGAGAGAAAAUGCCUGGAGAGUGGAAGAAUAAGAAUGCUUUGCAGCGAUUGUGUAUUAUGCGCUGUUUGAGACCUGAUCGCAUGACCUACGCAGUUCGGGCUUUCGUUGAAGAGAAACUUGGUGCAAAGUAUGUUGAAGCUCGCAUGGUGGAGUUCGACAAAUCAUUUAGAGAAACCAGUUCAUCAACGCCGGUGUUCUUCAUCCUAUCGCCUGGCGUCGAUCCGCUGAAAGACGUCGAAAAGCUUGGCAAAAAAAUGCGAUUUUCGACGGAUCAUGGCAACUUCUACAACGUUUCACUGGGCCAAGGCCAAGAAGUGGUCGCCGAGAAGGCCAUAGAUGACGCGUCCCGCGAUGGACACUGGGUUAUUCUGCAAAAUAUCCAUCUGGUUGCUAAAUGGCUCCCUACCUUGGAGAAGAAGAUGGAAGCUACUCUGGAAGUUGCCAACGAAAACUAUCGUCUUUUUAUUAGUGCUGAACCAGCGCCAUCGGCCGAAUACCACAUCAUUCCUCAAGGAAUUUUAGAAUCGGCCAUCAAGAUCACCAACGAACCUCCUACGGGAAUGCUGGCUAACAUUCAUAAGGCAUUGGACAACUUCAACCAAGAAACCCUGGAAAUGUGCGGCAAAGAAGCUGAGUUCAAAGCAAUCCUGUUUUCUCUCUGCUACUUCCAUGCAGUGGUCGCCGAACGGAGAAAGUUUGGUCCCCAAGGAUGGAACCGCGUCUAUCCGUUCAACGUAGGUGAUCUAACAAUCAGCGUGUACGUACUCUACAACUAUUUGGAAGCCAACAAUCGUGUCCCAUGGGAAGACCUCCGCUACCUCUUCGGCGAAAUCAUGUACGGAGGUCACAUCACUGACGAUUGGGAUCGACGACUUUGUCGGACGUACCUGGAAGAACUGAUGCAACCUGAGCUGGUUGACGGUGAUCUAAAUCUCUGCACCGGAUUCCCAGCUCCACCGAAUCUGGACUACGCUGGAUACCAUAACUACAUAGACGACAAUUUACCCGUUGAAUCUCCGUACCUCUACGGGCUCCAUCCAAAUGCGGAAAUCGGUUUUUUAACGACCCUAUCGGAACAGCUGUUUAAAACAAUAUUCGAGCUACAGCCCAGAGAUUCGGGCGCUGCCAGUGGAUCGACCGUAAGCCGCGAAGACGUGGUCAAAACCAUAAUCGAAGACUUCACCGAUAAACUCCCGGAAGAGUUCAACAUGGCAGAUUUGAUGGCUCGCGUGGAGGACAGAACUCCGUUUGUGAUUGUCGCCUUCCAGGAGUGCGAACGAAUGAACAUUCUCGUUCGAGAGAUGAAGCGAUCCUUGCGUGAACUGAUGCUGGGCUUGAAAGGAGAACUCACCAUCACGUCGGACAUGGAGAACCUGGAAGCGUCGCUGUUCUUCGAUGCCGUUCCGGAAAGCUGGACCAAACGGGCGUACCCGUCUAUGUUUGGACUUCAGUCAUGGUUUGCCGAUUUGACGAUUCGCAUCAAGGAACUGGAAGCGUGGUCUAACGAUUUCAAUCUUCCGUCGUCGGUAUGGCUGGCAGGUUUCUUCAAUCCGCAGAGCUUCCUCACUGCGAUUAUGCAACAGACUGCUCGCAAGAACGAAUGGCCGCUGGACAAGAUGUGUCUCAGUUGCGACGUCACCAAGAAGUUCAAAGAGGACAUCAGCGCCCCUCCGAGGGAAGGCGCGUAUGUAAAUGGGCUGUACAUGGAAGGGGCUCGAUGGGACACGACUAUCGGGUCGAUUGCCAGCUCACAGUUGAAGGAGCUGUUCCCGCAAAUGCCUGUGAUAUUCAUCAAAGCCAUCACGCAGGACAAACAGGAGACGAAGAAUAUUUACGAAUGUCCCGUUUAUAAAACACGGGAUCGCGGACCCACUUACGUGUGGACAUUCAACUUGAAGUCGAAGGAAAAACCGGCCAAAUGGACGCUAGGAGGUGUGUGCUUGCUGCUUCAGGUUUAAAAUGUUGCAGAAAUUAUAAUUUAAUAUGGUAGUUUUAAUAACUUAGAGCUGUGUGGUCUGCUGUGACGAAUUGAAAAUUCAUUAUAAUUCAAUGGAGUGAACAAUACACAUUUUAC
Armigeres subalbatus is the source of this 13901-nucleotide messenger RNA. RefSeq names its product dynein beta chain, ciliary. The record is from RefSeq and is a predicted model, not a curated record. Gene Ontology annotation, cellular component: axonemal dynein complex. The coding region runs from base 118 to 13785 and encodes 4555 amino acids. Gene Ontology annotation, molecular function: dynein intermediate chain binding; minus-end-directed microtubule motor activity; dynein light intermediate chain binding. Gene Ontology annotation, biological process: microtubule-based movement. The transcript is spliced from 20 exons. Lineage: Eukaryota; Metazoa; Arthropoda; Insecta; Diptera; Culicidae.